AUGGAGUCGAGAAUACCACAUGGGAUGAGAGCGCAUGGUGGCGGCCCCUUAGCAGGCCAUGUUGGCGAUAAGGACCCUGCAGAGCUUUGCGGGAGGGUCUCCACUUGUUCCCUCUCUGUUUUGGCUCGUCUCUAUGUGUACGCAUUGCACGGCUGCUUCUGUGAGGUGACUUUCACUGCUGUGUUGGACUGGUGCAGCAUCCAGGACAGGAGGAUGAUGGGGUACAGCAGCCUCUGGGCGCUGCCUAUGUAUGCCAGUGCAAUCUACCUCAUGGAGACUCUGAGAGGCUGGCUGCUGACUCAUCAUCAACCACUGUCUGUGCGUCUGAUAACCUACACACUGUUCAUCUACCUAUGGGAGUUCAGCUGGGGGAGCGGGCUCAGGCUGCUCGGGGCGUGUCCCUGGGACUACUCGGGUUAUAAAUACAAUCUGGGAGGACUGGUGACUCUGGAGUAUGCGCUACCUUGGGCUAUUGCAGCCUUCAUAGCAGAGCAGCAUGUAAUCAAGAACACGCUGAGGAUAAGAAUGUUCACGUGA
Messenger RNA from Phycodurus eques (leafy seadragon), 537 nucleotides. RefSeq names its product transmembrane protein 229b-like. The record is from RefSeq and is a predicted model, not a curated record. Lineage: Eukaryota; Metazoa; Chordata; Actinopteri; Syngnathiformes; Syngnathidae. Bases 1 to 537 code for a protein of 178 amino acids. The transcript is spliced from 2 exons.